This is a messenger RNA of Thlaspi arvense, 5525 nucleotides long. The record is from the annotation of a GenBank genome assembly. NCBI's taxonomy places the organism in Eukaryota, Viridiplantae, Streptophyta, Magnoliopsida, Brassicales, Brassicaceae.
UCAAAUGAUUGUCGAGUUAUAUUAAAAAAAAAACAAUUUUUUAACAAAGGGAAAAAAAACGUACAGGAAAGAGAGAGGGUUUUCCUUUGGACAGAUAUAAACUGGUUCUUGCUGCUAAACCUUCUUCUUCUUUUCGCGAGACGUUGGUGUGUUCAGAUCUGAUAAGGAGAGAGAUAGAGAGCUUACGACGGAGAAGAUGAGCGGCAAGAUCGUCGGCGGUGGUGGCAGUGUCGGGGGCAGGAAAAGCUAUAACGGGAUUUCUGAUAUUCCGUCUGGGUCGAGGAAGAUGGUUCAGAGCUUGAAGGAAAUUGUGAACUGCCCUGAAGCAGAGAUCUACGCCGUGCUCAAGGACUGUAACAUGGAUCCUAACGAAGCCGUCAAUCGCCUCCUCUCCCAAGAUCCUUUUCACGAGGUGAAGAGCAAAAAAGAGAAGAAGAAAGAGAUUAGGGAUAUACCAGAUUCCCGGCCACGAGGCUAUAGUAACACUUACAACCGUGGGACUAGAGGUGGUCCUGAUCGUUAUGCUGGGCCUGGACGAAGUGGAACUGCACCUUUCAACUCUAGUGAGUCGGGAAGCUUUCAAGGAAGAACUACAAACAAGAGAGAGAGUGAGAAGCAGGCUUAUGCUGGUUCUUUUUCUUCUACGUCUGGAGCAUCGAGCCACCAUCAGAUGCCACACAGUGAUUCUGUUGCGAUGGACAGUAAAACGCCGACUGUUACCUCGGGUGGUGGAGUACCAUCAUCACAGUCUGUUUCUGGUCAUCAACCUGCAUGGUUGGGUGCUGCAGGUCAGAGGUCUAUGGCUGACAUUGUGAAGAUGGGUAGACCUAACAACAAGACAACGAACUCUCGGAAAAAUGUCGAUAUGCGUUCAGAGGGGCAUGCAAUUGGUGCAAAUCAACAUGUCCCUGUGCAAGAUGAAUGGCCCUCGAUUGAGAAGCCAAUAGCCGCUAGCACUUCUGUAUCAGUCGCACCAACUGAGUCAGAUAUAUGCAAUGGUCCAGCAGAUUUCCAAUCCAGUAGAGGAGAUCAACAUCUGGAGGGCCACUUGGAAGAUGCACAUUUAGCAGAGAAAGGUCCCUUUGGAAAUCUUGGAAGAGAUCAUGUGCAUGGCUCUGUCGCUGGUGGAGUUGUUCAGGAAGAUGACUCUGGAGUGUCGUCCGAGUUUGAUGAAAAUCCAUACGAACACCAAACGCAGAACCAUCCUGUUGAGCACCAGAAAGAUGAAGAUGAUGUUUCGUCUGUUGCUGCCAACCUUCAAGAAUUAAGCGUUGAGAACCAUGACAAAUACUCUUCCCGUGACGAGGCUAAACCUGUUGUUGUAAUUCCUGAUCAUCUACUAAUCCAUACAGAAGAGUGCGCACAGUUAAGCUUUGGAAGUUUUGGAGGUUUUGGAUCAAGACCUCUGAACAACAACUUAGAAGAGGCAUCUAAUUUUCCUGGCUCUUUUCAUUUGUACUCACCAUUAAUCAAUCGUCUUGUGCACAGAAAUACGGAGUUCUAUGGAGAUGAACAUCUAGGAAGCAUUUCCAAUGGAAAUAUGGUCCAUGCGUCUACUCCAGAAAAUUAUGAUGAUUCUUCAGAAUCUCAGCGAGAGGCUUUGUUGCCCGAAAACCCCGAAACCGCUCAUCAAGAGAACCAGUACUCGUUUACUCAGUCCGAUCAAGAGUAUGCAUAUGAAAAUGCCAAGCAACAGCUGAAUACUGCAUUUGAUGCCUCACAGACAAGCAUGCAGAACCAGAUGCAGAAUCUUUCUUCAAUAACAAAUGUGAUGCAAGGGUAUACAAACUCGAUUCCAAACACUCUAUUGGCAGCACAAAGUGGGAGGGAGCUUGAGCAUCAGUACUCAAGUUUCCCAGGCGCACAGUCUAUGCCAUCAAGAAGCAACGAUUCCUCACUAGGUGGCCAAAACAUUUCUAUGCCAGAGGCGCUCAGAGGUGGUGGUAUUCCAACAACGCAGUCAAGUCAACAGAACCUAGCCGGUGCCAAUAUUGCUACUGGACCAGCUCUUCCUCAGCAGCUACAAAUGCAUCCAUAUUCUCAGCCUACUGUGCCUCUAACUCACUAUGCCGGCAUGAUCGGUUACCCGUUGAUGCCUCAGAGCUACCCGUACAUGCCAUCGGCUUUCCAACAAGCAUAUGCUGGUAACAGCUCAUACCACCAGUCACUGGCUGCUUUGCUUCCGCAAAUGAAAACUCGCCUAUAUGGCUUCAUGGUCCGGGCUCUCAAACAAUGUCGGGUGUCCAGAGCAACGCGUACUACAACCUUCAAGUACAACAACAAGCUCAGCAACUUCGACAAGCGCAGCAACAGGCGCAACAGCAGUAUGGAUCGCUCGGUUACCCAAACUACUAUCAGUCGCAAACAGGAAUGCCAAUGGAGCACCAACAGCAAAACCCAAGGGACGGUGGCUCGCAAGGUCAGCAGCCAUCAAAGCAAUCCCAGCAGCAGCAGCAGCAGCAGCAGCUCUGGCAAAACUCUUACUAGGGCGGUUUUGGGUCCUCUCGGGCUCAUGGUUUUGUGUACUUGUCACGUAGCCGUGGCUAUAAAGCUGAUAACCGGUUAUAUAGGUUAUCCGUUAUUUCGAGUUGUUGUUGGGUAGGGAGGCUGAAGAGGGAAAAGGGCGGAUCGUCACCAUGUCACUGUGAGUGUAUUUAUCAUCUUCUGUUAACUUAGGGAACAAGCAAACUCUAAUUUGGAAUCAAUGCAAACUAAAACCAAAGAAAAGAAAAGAGCAAAAGUUCCUAUGUCUGUUAUAACUUUGCUUCUGCGCUCCACCUUUGUAUAGUAUCUUUGCUUUCUGUUUAACAGUUUUCAACUCUUUAUGCUUAUAUAUUCUCAUGGGGAAAACUUGAAAGUAAAAAUAAUAUAAAAUAAGCAAAUACUUAUGAAGGUGCAACUUGUAUCAUCAGAGACAGAAUUGAGAGACUUUUAGAGCAAACAGGGUAGCACCAAAAAUACUCCUUCCGAAAUCGAACCUAAACAGAACCAUGACCAUAAGAUUUUCAACAGGUUAGCAUAUCGAAUUUCUGUUUGUUUGUGCAUGUCACCACGUAUCAUCAAUUUGUUGUAUGUAUACUUAAAGUCGUACAGUCUUUGUCUGGUUUCUUGCGUUCAUCCUUUUGUUACAGUGCAGGGAGAGAGAGAUGUUCACAGCUUAAUAGUAAUAGAAUAACAUAUACAGUAUAUAGCAAGAGAGAUGUUCACAGCUUGUUUCUUGCGUUCAUACUUUUGUUGCUUUCUUUUCUAAGACUUUUGUACAUAGAUAAAAAUACGUAACUCCUUUUCCUAUUACUAGACCACAUCAUCGCUGUGUGUUUGGGUCGCACACCUCAAAGAACCCGAGAGAGUGAAACAGCUCUCCGCUUGGCUCGUUCUGUACCCGUGAGCAAAAGCUUUUGCGUCAAACCCGCAAGUCCCGGUGCUCUCACAACCUUCUCCGCCACAACCUCUCCACCGAUUGUACAGAGUUGCAACAACGUAGCAAUCGCUUUCUCUUGCCCUCUCGGCGUUCCACAUCUCAUCAGUUCCAUGAGCCCCGCCACAGCUGAUUCCUCUCUCCCUAUACUCUCUGCUCCGAAAGACUGAUUCGCUACUACAGCCAACACUGCCGCAGCUUUCUCCGCCACAGCCUCCUCGUCCGCCAAAGCUCCCACGAGAGCCGACACUCCUCCCGAGUUUACCAUCAAGCUGCAGUUAUCCGGAUGUAACCAUAUGCUGUAUAAAGCAUUGGCCGCAUCUUUCUUCCCUCUUGUCGUCCCGUUUCGCAGCAACGAUGCUAGCGACUCGAAGCAGCCCUCCGGGAUCAUUCUCUUGUAUCCUCCAUCUACUCUGGACAGAACGUACACUGUGGCUGCUGCGUUUUCCCGAGCCUUCAUUGUAAGACCAGAGUCGAUCACGCUCACUAUCGACUCAAGGCAAUCGUUUUCCUCCAUGAUCCGGCUUCUGUUUUUCUCUUCGACAGAGAGGUUGAAGAUGGAUGUGACUGACUUCUCUUGCAAAACAGCGUUUUCGGAUUUGAGAAGCCUACGCAAGUGCGGGAUCGCACCCGCUUCCGCGAUUAACGUACGCGUUUCGAUCACUGUUCUCGUUAGAAGCAGGAUCUCUCCCGCCGCCACUGUCUGAGCUAACUCUGACCCGUCUGCUAGGUUUUGUAUGAGAAUCGAUAUGGUGGCUUUGUUUGCUUCCAUUGAAGCUCUCUUUUGGAGGUGGAGAAGCGAAGCAAGAGACUCUUUCGGCGUCUCGUGAGAUACACCCGUUGCUUCGGACCAAUCCCUUAUCAUGUUUCUCAGAGCUAGGUUGGGAACAAGACACGAGUCCACAAGCUUUUGCCCUGUUUUAGGACAAGUACAGCGACCACCUUCAAUCCACCUAGCGAUGGAGCUCCGAUCAUAGCUCUGUCCAGUGGAAACAAUCACUGGAUCCUUCAUCAAGCUGAGGGAGAUGGAGCAAAUGAAAUCAUCUUGUGCCGUUGUUGUAAACGUUUCCUCAAUCUCCUGCGCAAUGAAACAUUUCCUCUGUUUCUUCGGGUACUCGAAUCUCCACUCCGAUUCAUCUUCGAUCCUGAACAACGAAAACAUGGCGUACCGUAUGAUAUCCACAGACCCGUUAACCACCGACCUUGUAGGCUCCUCCAAAUCACGAUCGUGAUUCGACAUCUCUCCUUCAAGAAACUCAAUUUCAGCGCUGCAGCUCUUGGGAUCCCUAAUCCCCAAUUUGUCAACGAAGAAGUAUCUCAGUUCCUCCGGAUUGGGUAUACGGCGGUUCUCAAACCCGUCGAGAAACGAAUAGAGUCUGUCCCGUAGCGUUUUUUCGUCGUUAUCAUCAUCAUCAACGAACAGUCUCGACUGCUUGUGCAAGAGCUCGAAUUGCUCUCUAACGUCGUCGCUCAGGCCGAGCCUGUCGACGGGGAAAACAUCCAAAAGGGUCGAAUAAUCUCGGCUCAAAUCAUGGAAAACGCAUGAAAGCGACGAGCUUUGCAGCAAGAGCCAUAGCUUGCUGGAUCGAGCGCAGUAGCGGAGGAGGAAUUUGGAGUGGUGGAGGAGGAGAUACAGCUCCUUGAAGCACAGCACCGCCGUCGAUGAAACCGAACCGGGGUUCGAAUCAUAACCUGAAUCCGCGAGGUAUCGGAAAAAGACGGCCAAGACCUCGACUUUACGAAUCAGGGAACGGGAGUUUCUGCGCUGGAAAGAGAAACGUGCGCCGAUGAAGAGCGAGACGAUUUCUGCUGAAAUCGAAGCUAGGGUUCCAACGAGAGGGACGCCUGUAAGAUCAACGGGGGCCAAAAACGCCUCCAGCGACGGCAAUUUUCUCCGCCGUAGGGAUACGGUGGCCAUGUGACGAACGUUGACAACAAAAGAAAACAAAAACCAGUGGAUCGUCUCGAGAAAUGCGUCUUCUUGGUCCCAGAUCCAAGCAAAAUCAAAGGAAGUUUCUAUGCUAUGUAUUUGUGUAGAAAAUCAAUUUAUUAAUUGAAACAAGAAUACUUGCAGUAUACUGCAAGAGUGAGUGUAUUGAAGAAGAGA